GCUACCGAUGCCAUUGGUCAACGCCAAAACAUGAUUAUCAUUGUAUUUUCUUGGAGAAUUCUUGGAAGGUUCCUUUGUUUCCAACACAUACAAGUACUUACGUACAGCCAUUAUCUUCAAAGAUAAUAUUUUGUACUCUUUUCACUGUCACUAUAAAACCAAGUCAGAUUCACCUCUCAGCAUUUUUCUCUGCUUUUCUGCUGAGGUAAAACAGCAGAAACAACAUAAUGGGGAAUUGUUGGAGUCAUCAAUCAGGUUCUCCAGGCGAUCACCGCAACUCCAAUACUGCCCCCAACCCCAACAAUCAAUCAGGGAGUAUUCAGUUUUCUGCUGGUCUCAGCAACACAAGAUUAAUACAGAAUGGCAAUUCUACUUCUCUUGGGCGUAGCAGCCACUCUGGAGGAAUCAGCAGGUUCUUUGGGCCAAGUAGUAGUAAUAACUACUCAACAGGAAAUAAUACUAGCACAUCCCUUUGGGGCUCUGAGACUAGCCAAGCCUCUCGAGUGAGAGAUGAAGAGGAGUUUCCUCAUGGGCAGAUCUUGGAUGUUGCAGACUUGAGAGCAUUUACACUGGCCGAAUUGAAGGCAGCCACCAAAAAUUUCAGAGCUGAGACUGUGCUAGGAAAGGGGGGCUUUGGUACAGUAUUCAAGGGCUUGAUUGAGGAUAGAGCAGCAAAGAAAAGAGGAGAGGGGUUGACUAUUGCCAUCAAGAAAUUGAAUUCUGGAAGCAGCCAAGGAAUUGCAGAAUGGCAGUCAGAGGUGAAUUUCUUAGGAAGGCUUUCUCACCCCAAUCUUGUUAAGUUGUUGGGAUUUGGGCGAGAGAAUAGUGAACUUUUCCUGGUGUAUGAAUUUAUGCAUCGUGGCAGCUUGGAUAACCACCUAUUUGGAAGAGGAGCAAAUGUUCGGCCACUUUCUUGGGACACAAGGCUAAAGGUUAUGAUUGGAGCAGCAAGGGGACUGAAUUUCCUACACUCCUUGGAGGAAAAAAUUAUAUAUAGAGAUUUUAAACCCUCAAAUAUAUUACUUGACACGACAUAUACGGCUAAGUUAUCAGACUUUGGCUUAGCCAGAUCUGUCAAUUCUCCUGAUCAAACUCACGUUACGACACAGGUUGUGGGAACGCAUGGCUAUGCUGCUCCCGAGUACAUUUUUACUGGUCAUUUGUACGUAAAAAGUGACGUGUAUGGAUUUGGAAUUGUUUUGUUGGAGGUGCUGACUGGCAAGAGGAUCAGUGGUAUAAUGUUCCUGUGUGAGCAAACGUCCUUGAGUGAUUGGCUCAAAUCAAAUCUUCUAAAUAGAGGGAAAAUAAGAAGCACUAUGGAUGCAAAGUUGGAAGGUAAGUAUCCAUCCAACUUAGCUUUACAGUUAGCUCAACUUGCUCUUAAAUGCAUCCAAGCAGAGCCCAAAGUCAGGCCAUCAAUGAAAGAAGUUGUUGAAACAUUGGAACAUAUUGAAGCAGCUAAUGAGAAACCAGCUGAUAACACUCAUAACAGAAAACGGGUUAAUCUUUCCCGGGUAGUUCAACAACAUGGCCGGCCAGAAGGUGGUUAAUUGAAUUGAUCACUUCAACACCAUAUUCCUUUGAAUAGCUUAUUGCUGAAGGUGCCUCUUCUCCAGUGGCCUAGUGGAGUUGAGCUUGUAUAGUAUAACAUACACAUAUGGGAAAAAGGAUCAGGGAAUGCAUUUGACUUUGGAGUAAAGGCCUGAGGGUAUCUGCCUAAGAGUGAGCCUGUGACUUUUAGCAUCAUGUGCACCCGUAAACUAUGAGAAAGAGACUUCAAACUAGGCCGUCCCCUGGUAUUGAUAAGCAACCAGUUGCUCCUUGGUCAUCUCUACUUUUCCAUUAAAAACUACCACUUAAUUGUUCUUGGGAGUUUGUACUGUAUCAAUCUAUGAAUGUUGAAUAGUUGUUCUUCAUCUAACUAUUUCAAUUUCUUACAUGGUUUAGAUGUGUAUAAAGUUGAAUAAAAAUAAUGUGUCCAAUUUAUACUCAA
Glycine soja is the source of this 1993-nucleotide messenger RNA. RefSeq names its product probable serine/threonine-protein kinase PIX13. The record is from RefSeq and is a predicted model, not a curated record. Lineage: Eukaryota; Viridiplantae; Streptophyta; Magnoliopsida; Fabales; Fabaceae. Gene Ontology annotation, molecular function: protein kinase activity; ATP binding. Bases 228 to 1550 code for a protein of 440 amino acids. Gene Ontology annotation, biological process: protein phosphorylation. The transcript has 6 exons.